GUUUUCCCUUUUCCCCUAUUUCUAAGACGGCGAGUAUUUCCAAACGUCUUUCGCCUUCUAUUGUUGAAAAGCAGGUCUAAUGGUAUGUUAGAGUAGGUUGCAUCUGCACACGUUGGCUGAAAAAUUUUGUGCACUGAAAUGUGCAUAUUAUAGUUGUUUGAAGAUAUCACUUAAUGAAGAUUGAGAUGACUUCUAACUCCCUUCAAAAUAAUGCAACAGUAGGAUUUAAAGAAAACUUACGAUUUUUUCAAAGUCAAAUAGAUAAGACUUACUCAACAGACUGUGAGUUUUCUGAUGCAGAAAAGAGAACAACAAAUGACGUCCCUAGUGUAGACAAUAUACUAACUAAUGUGAAAUAUCUGUGUAUUUCAAGGAAUACUUCUACUGGACAAGAUAAAAAAGAUCCUAACUUUGUUAAAAAAUACAGCAAUUCAUGGUGCCAAAACACUGCUAAAUUGACAACAAGUGAUCAUUUUUUAUCUCAACAUGUUUCCUCUAAUAAAGAAUCAUCACUUCUUAGCAAUUUUAAUCCCUCAUUCGAGGCACCUGACGAAAAUCUACUUACAGACAAUUCUUCAUCUCAUUUAAAACACACUAGCCAAACUAAUGACUUUUUCGAUUCCAAAAGUGCCAUUGAUAACAAUUUAAAAAUAACGCAACUUUCGGGGAUUUUCGAGAAUUUAAAAUCGAGUAGGCCUUUGAUCACAAAUGCAGAUUCAAAAUGUGAUCAAACAAGUAAAAAAAGUUCUAAUUAUGUAGUUGUGAAUGGUAACAGUAAUGGUACAAUCCGAAAAGGAUUCAAAAAUAAACAAAAAGAGAUUAGAUCUGUUUCCCCCGAUGACAGUAAUGAGCCAGAGUACGGAUCUGAAGACUUUGUAGUUCAUAAAGCAAAUUUUCCAGAAUAUUAUGUGGAAGAAAUGCUUUUUAAUGAUGACUCUGGAGACGAACAAGAGCAUAUUCAAGGACAGUUUCCUGAAAAUAAAUCUUCUUAUGUAAAUGAUCCUCAGCGGUUCUCAUACUAUACUGAUGAGUUAGAAGUGAUACCAGAAGAAGAUAGUGAAUAUGAUAGCUGUGACGAAUCAUCAUCUAAAUCAGAUUUACACUGGGAUUCCGAAAAGAAAAAUUAUGUUGAAAAACUUAAUGAAGAUUCUGCCAACAAAACUUUUAAUGAUUCAAUUGAAAAUUCCAAGUGUCAUAAAAAUAACAUGCUAAUUUUUGGAAAUAAUGUUUUCCCUGAGGAAUCAAAUGAUAUACUACAGCCAAGAAAUUCAACAAGUUCAUGGGAUCCUGUAAGUAUUACUUAUUUUACUGCCAUUGUUAUGAUAAUUAUGAAUUAAAUUAGGAAUAAGAAG
Parasteatoda tepidariorum (common house spider) is the source of this 1352-nucleotide messenger RNA. NCBI's taxonomy places the organism in Eukaryota, Metazoa, Arthropoda, Arachnida, Araneae, Theridiidae. The record is from RefSeq and is a predicted model, not a curated record.